This is a messenger RNA of Mugil cephalus (flathead mullet), 9724 nucleotides long. It is a transcript of the gene stx1b, whose product is annotated as syntaxin 1B. The coding region runs from base 518 to 1384 and encodes 288 amino acids. Gene Ontology annotation, cellular component: SNARE complex; endomembrane system; plasma membrane. Gene Ontology annotation, molecular function: SNAP receptor activity; SNARE binding. The record is from RefSeq and is a predicted model, not a curated record. Gene Ontology annotation, biological process: intracellular protein transport; vesicle fusion; exocytic insertion of neurotransmitter receptor to postsynaptic membrane. The transcript has 10 exons. NCBI's taxonomy places the organism in Eukaryota, Metazoa, Chordata, Actinopteri, Mugiliformes, Mugilidae.
GUCCUCCCUCCUGUCUCUCUCUCGCUCUCUCCCUAUCUCUCUCGGUCGGUUUUCCUGCCGGGCUGCUGCUGCUUUGCGCGCUGCGGGGCCACACUGCGACCGCACCGAGGAGGAAGAGGAAAAAGCCGCGGACUGAACGGGGGGGCAGCCUGAGCCAGAGCGGCGGAGAGGCACGACUUAUAAAAAGCAGAAAAAGCCGAGGAGGAGGGUUUGAACGCGCCGUGAGCGCACGGAUAAAAAAAAAAAAUCCCCCCCAGAAGAAGAAGAAGAAGCAGAAGGCGGAGACGCGUCACACCGCUCUCUUCCUCCCUCCCUCCAUCUCUCUGUCUCCGCUUUCCAGGGGAACUGAAGAACAGGUGAAAACCGAAGAGGAGGACAAACAGGGGGGAAAAAAAAUUGUUGGGGAAUCUCGGAGCGCAAAACGACGAACGACGCGGUGUUGGAAACCUCCCCCCCUCCCCUCCCGGACCAGGGCCGAUUCUCCGUUUUCUAGCAGCCAGCUCGGCGCGGCGACACCAUGAAGGACCGUACGGCGGAACUGCGAAGUGCUAAGGACAGCGACGAUGAUGAGGAGGUGGUGCAGGUGGACAGGGACCACUUCAUGGAUGAGUUCUUUGAACAGGUCGAGGAGAUCAGAGGCUGUAUAGAAAAGCUGUCGGAGGACGUGGAGCAGGUCAAGAAGCAGCACAGCGCCAUCCUGGCCGCACCCAACCCUGACGAAAAGACCAAGCAGGAGUUGGAGGACCUCACAGCUGACAUCAAGAAGACAGCCAAUAAAGUCCGCUCAAAAUUAAAAGCAAUCGAGCAGAGCAUCGAGCAGGAGGAGGGCCUCAACAGAUCAUCAGCGGACCUCAGGAUCCGCAAGACACAGCACUCGACGCUGUCACGUAAGUUUGUGGAGGUGAUGACUGAGUACAACACCACGCAGUCCAAGUACCGCGACCGCUGCAAGGACCGCAUCCAGAGACAGCUGGAGAUCACUGGAAGAACCACCACCAACGAGGAGCUAGAGGACAUGUUGGAGAGUGGCAAAUUGGCCAUCUUCACCGAUGAUAUCAAAAUGGACUCACAGAUGACCAAACAGGCCUUGAACGAGAUCGAGACCCGACACACCGAGAUCAUCAAGCUGGAAAACAGCAUCCGCGAGUUGCACGACAUGUUCGUCGACAUGGCCAUGUUGGUCGAAAGCCAGGGAGAGAUGAUUGACAGAAUUGAAUACAACGUGGAGCACUCCGUCGACUAUGUGGAACGAGCCGUCUCAGACACCAAGAAGGCCGUCAAAUACCAGAGCCAGGCUCGCAAGAAGAAGAUCAUGAUCAUCAUCUGCUGUGUCAUCCUCGGUGUGGUCCUGGCGUCGUCCAUCGGUGGCACGCUGGGCAUGUAAGACGCUACACCGCCCGCUGCCGUGACGACCAAUACCGACCGACCGACCGUCCGACCGACAGCCAGCAGAGAAAAGAAACACCAACGACAACACAAAAACUUGAAACACAAAUGCAAGACAGAUAACCAAUCAGCUAGGAAGAGAAAACAAUCCAAUCACAGCUAAGAGGAAACACCACGGGUCUGGGUGGGGUUCAAAAAACAAAGAAAAAAAAAACACAAUAAACGCCAUCACAUUAUAGCUGACUUAACUACUUAACGUAUACAAAAGAGGGUACAAAUAAACCUAUUUAUUACAGAUGUACAUGUAAAUGUAUUGAACAUAUGAAACAACACAUGGGUUAGCUACCUGUAAAAACUGAUGACCUAUAAUAUAACAUUUACUUGUUUGUUUGUUUUGCCUUUUUCCUUAUUUUUUAACGGUUUCUUUCGUUUUUCGGGAGUCUCCGAGGGCAGUGAUGGUGACGGCUGCCGGGUGUGAGUUCUGCGGGGCUAAUCUGUCCGUUAGCUUCUGUCGCUCAUUGGGCCUUCUGGAACACAUUGAUCUCAAACCAUUCCGAAAACUCCAGAACCACCCGGAGUUCCGUUCAGGAACAGAGGGGUUUGGCUCCGGAAUGCUGCCAGUAGCUCUGGCGCUUUGCGAAAGGUCGCCCCGCAGGACGAGCGCUCUCCGGCUGUGCUAGAACCAGAUUUGUUCCCUUGUUUCUGGGAGGGAGGGACCGACCUCGCCGUUGGCUCAGCCUCUUUAGACCACCUCUCAUUGGUUGCCCAUUCCUGUCAUUCACCUUAGUCAGCCUGUUAAAUUAAAUUAGCUUAAACUGGCAAAGCCCAACCUGCCACAUGCUGUUUAGAAAUCAACAAGGAAAGAAUGUGACACGCUUCCCAUUGAGAUGUUUCCACAGCCAGCCAAUUGGUUGAGCUGAGUAGAUGAGGGGGGAGGGGGGUGUCACUGCAAUGUGACGGGUUUCCACGACAGCAAUUGCCCCUUCUUGUCACACCUAUCUAACCAAAGAGCAGUGGGAGGGAGGACCUCUCGUUGUCCUGCUGAAUCUGACUGGCCAGCAGCAAAUAAAAAAAAGUUUGACUAACUGGUGAACGCCGGGAAGGAAAAGGUGGUAGGAGGGUUAAAAGGAGGGUGGGAGGAGAUGGACAGUUAAUCUAUGCAGUUACGAUAGGAGGAAACUACUUGUCCCGCCUCCCCAAACCAAGAUAGCCAAUGAGGAUCAGGGAUUCACGUUACCGUAACAACAUGCACAUCGCGCCGAUCGAUGUAGAAACAUGGUGGUCGCGGCCGGGCGUCAUCUCCAAGCUGUCGCAGCUGUUCUCCCGGAAGAUUCUUUAAAAAAUGGAGAGAACACAUUAAAAAGUGAAGAAGAAAAAUACAAUAUGAAUUUAACAAACAAGCCAGAAAAUGUAGGAAACCUGUAGACGCUGGUUGCCCUGGUUACGUGAGCGUCGCGGUGAUAUCGUUGCCGUUUUAUUAUUUGAUGGGAACGUUUGUUGCUUCGUUGUUUCCGUGGUGCUGCUGUUUUGGUGCGUGUGUGACGCGUCCGUGCUUCUUGGCCUGACAUUGUUUAGCAGGUUAAUGUUUAGUCUGUACGUUAUGAUGCAUUUGCCUGUUUCCUCCCUGCAUCCCUCCUUCUCCGACCCGACCGUGUGUGUGUGUAUGUGUGUGUGUUUUAUUCAUACCAUUGGAUUGGUCGAGUUGCACAGGUGCUAUUGAACAGCAGAGGAUUUUCCUAUUGGUGGAUUUUCUCUGUGGAAGGUGGAACAUGUGACACACACACAUUCAUAUACAUCCACAUCAAAGACACCUCAGAUAUUCAUUUCAGUUUUCAUACCGGAAACUCCCCUUAACACAUGCACAUCACUUUAGUGUUAGAGAUAGACUGUGUUGCUUAGCAUGUUACAGCAUUAGCUUGUGUUUCAUGUAGAUUGUGUAGAAGCUGCUUGUUGGAGACUGCUCUCAGUUUUCUGGUCUUUUCUGGUCUUCUUUAAAGUUUUCUGUCUGGUGUCCGGUGUUGAGAAAAGCUGGUUCAAAGUUUCAGAAAGUUAGAAAGCUAGCAGCUAGCUAGUGAGGCUAUUUUGUCAAAUUUGAAGAAAAGCAGUUUACUUUUCCACAGACCUCUUUUACCAACAUACAUAUAUACAUACAUUUUCAGUGUCACUCUGUGUUAGCAUUAAACAUUAGCUAUAUUUCCUCACAAGAACAAACGAAUAUCCCUCUUUGCACAAAUGCACAUGCUAAUUAAAGUAAAAUAAAAAAUUAUUAUCAAAGACCAAAUGUAGGAACAGAGUAUUUGGUUUUGUUGAUUAUAAUGAGGUCUGUGUUGAGAAGAAACUGGACACGUGGAUGGGUUGAAUAACGACCACACUGUAGCUUUAGAUUGAGAUGGGUUCGUCAGCGCUAAGGCUCUGUGAUACGGAGGUUCGUCUUCUUCUGUUGAGGCCUACGCUGGACGGCAACAACCACAAUCACCACGAGCUCACAUUACACUCAGUGUCAAAGCAAUAAGAUUAGUGUAGUUUGACAGAAAACGUGUAUGCUAGCUACCUAGCGCACUCUGUCUGGAUUCAGCCUCCAGUUUAGCAGCUGUGCUUUCUCUGGUCUCAUUUCUGCAUGUUAGUCCUUUGACUGAUUUUUUUAUUGGCUAACAGUUGGCUAACGGUUGACUUUCUAUUAAGUCGCUAUGCAGCUCUGUUUCUCUGGAAGGCCAUGCUCUGGCUAAAAGUUAACAUGACGUGUUAUUGCUUUGUCGUGGCUAGCAUGCGCGAACAUGAGUACGUAGUCAGUGCUUUGUGGAAUCAUGUGUUUUCUCAGGAGUCGUAGUUGUUAGCGCCAUUAGUUUUAGAUGUCUGUGAUGCUGUAUAGAUGAAAAAAAAAAACAGGAUGUUUAACUUCUGGUGUGGAGAUGAGAGGAGCUUUUGUUUUAUUCUUUGGAUUCCCGAAACCAAAACUUGACUUCUGUGUUCACCAAAGCUUCACAGAUGCCCCCAAGUCCUCAAAGCCGAAAACUCCAGCAGAUGUCUGUUCAAACGAAGUUUCUGUAAACAAUUUCUCUGCUGUCGUACUGUCAACAUUUGCGGCUGCAUUCUGGCGUUACGAGAGUUUUCCAUCUGGUUUUUAGAUGGUGGUAGAUUAAAUAUACGUUCUCCUUUAAAUCAAACCAGUCUGCAUGUUCUGCCUACAUUUCCACAUCUCAUCUGACUCUUUUAGAGUCUGCAACACACAAUAUUUAAUCCAGUUCCAUGUUCGCGAUGGUCGAUGGUUGUCCAGGUGGCGUCACAGUCGUCACGGUAGUCUUGCGAUUGGUUCGGCGGUGGAUAAAGAUCAACAAUGAGAGGAUGCCGUCAUAGCACCAGCCAGUUUGUUGACACUGAUAUUGCUUUGCCGUGUGUGUGUGUUUCCUGUCAAGUUCCUGCUCCUGUCUUGUAGCUAUCCAUCAGGCCCUGCCACUAUCCUCUGAAAAACAAAGACAAAUGUCACAAAACCACAGAGGCAGUAAAGCUAAACGGUUAAAAAAAAAAAACUGCUCGGUGAAGGUUUGAUGGUUUGUCCAGGUGUUCGGCCCCCUGUCCUCUUGUCUUUCCUGUUCCUGUUGCGUUGUAGUUGUUUGGUACAAAAAGACGACGUUGAGGGCCGGGAGUCUGCCAAUCCCCUUCCCCAGCAGACCCCGCCCAUCCUGCUGUGUGUAAUAAUUAUAAUAAUAAUAAUAAAAAAAGGCAUGCAAAAGCGUUGUGGAGUUUGCAUGAUGGUGUUUUUUGUACCCCACCCCACGCCCCGCCCUCCAUGUCGUGCACUUUACCACUCAUGUGACCAAUCUGGUUAGCACAUCAGUAGUUACCGACAAAGUACUUGUUCCUAGCUAGUCUGCAUUUUUAUGUAAAAGUCACACACAUGUUAUUUUAAAGACUCAUAUUUUAAUGUGAAAGGCUACAUUUUCACACAUACUGUCAUCCUGCGCCCACCCCACCUUAACACGCCCUCCAAAUCUCCCGCUAGGUCUCAUACCACCAUUAGCCACUGAUGUGUGUUCGCUUUCGCUGCUGCAUUUGUGUUUGUGGAAGAAUUGUCUGAGCACUCCGUCACCCAGCGUUGUGUGUGCAGCAUGACUCCCUUCCUCUUCGGUGAAACAAGACGUCCAAAUGUGUUUAUGAGUGUGUGUGUUAGUGUGUGUGUAUGUUGGAGCAGCACAAGUUUGUUUAGAUGUGUGAAGUGUCUGAUCGCAGGUCGGCGGUUUGCAGCCGUGUCAAAAAGUUCCACUAUGAUUUUUUUUUUUUUUAAAUCGCGACAGAUGAGAGAUCAGACACAUGUAAGGACGCCAUGAUCACUGUUACUGUUGUAUUUAUUCAAUUCAAACCAAAGCGUUUUCGCCCCUCCCUCAUGUGUUCUCAAAAUGUUCGCCGCUACUAUCAAAGAGCACAACGCAAGUCAAGUUUACACUGAGAUAUUUGUAACGGUAAUUUGUAAUGGUGAAGUACUAACAAAAUACAAAACCACUAAUGCAAUCACAAACUACAAAAACAAAAGCCCAGCCCCCCCUCGCCCACCACCAGCCCUCACUGCAUGUUGGUCUGUCCAUCAAUCAAACCCAAAAAACCUGUCCGACACUUAUCUUAUGCCACAACAACGAUGUCUGCCUCCACCCUUCCUUCUCUUUCCUUUCUGCCUGUAGCUGUUAGUUUAGUGGAAAAAUAUGAUGCAUAUUCAUAAUCUUGUCCUUCACUUGAGGCACAUACGGAGACAAUGGUGGUGCUUUCUUCUUCUAUUGAUUAAUUGCUGUUAUUCUUGUUAUUUUAGUGUCAUUGUUUUCUUUAAGACCAGCCCGUGGCAACACUUCAGGAUCAACGGCCCGCCUGCAGGUUUUAAGGCUCUGCUAGCUAAAACAUGGCCGACUUGUCGAAGCCAACCAAUCAGAUGAUUGAUCCUAAAACUGGGCGCUGACAAAUCAUCGCCAUCUAUUGUCCAGCACUUUCUAAUUAGGUAGCUAGCUGCCAAAAAACCUACAGGGGGCCUUUUUCCUGGGUGAAAAACGGCUGCGGCCUUGUCUACUGAAGUCACAUAUAUAGGCAAGAACAUAUAUAAAUCUUACACCAACAUACUGCUUUUCUCUACCUGUAUGUACGUGGCUGUGUAGCCUUUAUUGCUUCUGUUGGUUGUGUACAGUUCCUGUCAGAGCGGGGUGCGGAAAGCAGGAAAAAAUCAUCCGGAGAGAGUUUGAGUGCGACACCUAGACCCAAAGAUUGACUUAGCGUUAGCUGUUAGCCAUUAGCCCAAGUGUGGAAGUAACAUGGCGUGUUGUUUCACACCGAUAUUGGCUCGCGGCUCCAGGCUGUUCACGCGUGGAGGCAACAUGCCUUGCCGUUAUUUCUGCAAAUUAACUUUUCAGACCAGCAGCACAGCGUCUACAGACGAGUGUCUGUCUUCCAGGUUUGUCGUCAACAGACACAGAGUUCAGAGAGAGGCGGGAGGUUUUUGUUCCUCCGCUGUCGGACAGUUAAACUCUUCUCUGCGAUGAUUUUUGUCUUCCUGAAACAAUUUUCAAAAACCAAAAGCUGUUCAGUGUCCUGCUCUGGAUCAUGACAAAAUGAAAAUGUUUGUUUGUUUGUUUGUUUGUUUGUUUGUUGUGGCUUCAACCUGCUCUCGUCAGCAGUCGCAGCUGCAGCUUGAUAUUGACUGUUGUUUCUGAUGAUGAUUUUGUUGAUGUUCCGCCCAGACGUCUUUGUGCUCUCUUCAUCGUAAAAACAGUAUUUGGUUUGUAUCAGUGUUUUUUUCCCUAGUGGGAGGGGUGGGAGGAGUUAUGGGAGGGGUCACAUUGAUAGGCCACACCCACACAAUCCCUGCCAUAGCAAGUAGGAAAGACACUUAAAUAACAUAGUUAUCAUUAUCAUUAUGAUUAUUGUUAUUAUUAUUAUGAUUACUACCAUAAAUUACAAAUAAAAUGCAGUAAAACAUUUGCAAAAACCCAGAGGGAACGAGAACGGCUUCACAUGAAGAGAUCUUUAAAAAAGGGAGGUCAUGAUGAUUCUAUAAUAGCAAUGAUUUAAAGUACAAACGGAGUUAUGUUAUCAUAAAUAAUAGUAGUAAUAUUGAAUAUUGAAUGCUCGCAAUUUUGUCAAACUGAAACUGGAUUCUUUGUGUUAUGUAAUUAUUGUAAAUAACUUCAAAGAGAGAAAAAAUGACUUGCAUGUCUAUGUAUAAAUCUACUGAGAUAUCUAUUCCCGUCAAAGUUGACAAGUAGUUCGAUCUCUGUCCUUUUUUGUCACUUUCGCCCCUCCCCUCGUCAGCAUCACCCGCCCUCACCCCUUCCCCACGAUCUGCACACUCCUUUUAUUCUUUAAACGUGGGAGAGAGGCGCCAGCAGAGAGACAGAGAAACAUAGCUUCCAGCGUCGUCGUCGUCGCCGCCGCCACCCGCCGCUCCAAGUCCAGACGCCGUGUUUACAGCCGCCUGCAAGAAAAGCUACGGCAGCGCUUUUAGACGCGCUGCCGGACCUUUUCAGAACACUCUGAUCUUUUUCGUUUGCGUCUGAAACGAGCUGGAGAGCUCCGGCUGGUUCAGACAGAAACGAAAACAACCUCCAUUGUCGACAGGUGUUUGUGGAGCAAACGCAGACACGCCCACAGCUCCAUCCAUCACCCCAGUUCCAGAGGCUCCACCCACUGGCUCCUCUGAUGAAAGUGCUUCCCUCCAUAUUAGGAAAAUUAGUCCCGCCUCCAGGGCUUUCCAGGGCCACGCCCCCGAUCACUUUGGAAGCCCUGUUAGCGGUUUCCGGACUCUCUCUCUCUCUUGCUGUUUGGCUGUCUCUCAACCGCAGCUAGCUAGCCAAACAACACGCCGAUAACCUGGUCUCUCCUCCUGCCUGUUUUCCACAGAGAUUAGCCCAGCCCCGAAACAACGUACUUGCUCUGCCACUUAGCGGCCGUAGACAGUCUGAGCGACCAUCAACCGGACAAUAUCAAUCAAUAUCAAUGACCAAGUGUCGCAGUGCCAUGUUGCUUACACCCGUCGGAUCAACGGUGCCACUAAAUCCAGUUUCGCUAUAAGUUGCUCGUCGAUUUAAACGUGUCUUUUUCUUAACCGCAACCAAACCCCCAUGCGACCCUGCUGUUUCCCAAAGAGGUCUUGGUCCCCAUAUACGAAACCAAGACAGUUAGCCUUUGAGCGCUUUUAGGAAAAGUUUUGAAAUGCCGUCCCAUGUUUCCGCGUCCGCUAAACCGUCCUGACAAACCACUACAGUCUUCCUUCCACGUUUCUUUUUCUGUCUUUCAGUCCUCAACAGUUUCCUGGAGGAGAUCUUAGCGCAGAAUUCCUCAAAGGUGUCCAAGCGCAAGAGAUCACACGAGAGGUCUGAGAGAGAGUCAAACUUAAGCUGCUUGUCUCUCUGGACAAAGGAAACUUUUUGAUUUUAGCUACCCAGACUUCUGAUCUUGAUCUCAGCUUCACGCCUUUGACGGGUUUGAGGAACAUCAUCCCAUCGUGCUCCCGGUGUCGCCACCUAACUCGUGGCCCGGUCUCUUGCCUCACACAGGCCUAUCGUAACAAAGCGUGCAAUAUUCAGAGAAACAAGGGCUUUCUUUAUCAUGCAGAGGCGAUCAGGCCGGCCACAGAGCGCAGACCUCCUGCAGGAACUCCUUCAACCAAAUCAUCUGUUUCAGAAAAUCAAGGGACCUCCUGCAGCGUCCGUUAAGACCCUGAGCGAGUACGUUGUUGGGGGGGCAGAAAUAAAGAGAGGAGCUCUCUGGGCGGAAACGGCAGGUGAGAGACAGAGAUGUGACGUUGGAAAGAAAAUGUCCAAACUCUAAAAAAAAAAAAAGCUACAGAAAGAGGACAGGGCCAUCGCUCUGAAAACACAACUUUGACCGGAAAUGCAACUUGUGUCCCGUUUUUUUUGUGUGUGUGUAUGUGUGCGUAGCGUAAUGUAAAAGCGAUCUGUCCCCCCUCCCCACCCGCCCCCUCUAAAAAAAAAAAAAUAAAAAUGAAAAACACGCUCCGCCUCCCUCCCCUCCAGCCCUGUCUCCCCCCUCCUCCCCCCUCUCUCGUACUGCUGUUGGCUGUUCUGUUUAGUUCAUGUGACGUGCCAGUAUUCCCCCUCCCCCCUUCUUUUCCUAUUUGAUCCGCGCCCUCCCCCCACUCUCCCCUUUCCUCUCUCUCUUGCCCCCUCCCUCCCCCUCCUCCCUCUCUCUUCAUGGAUCUUUAAGAUGACAACUCUAUGCAGAUGCUGUCUUUUAUAAGUGUGUCAAAAAUUUUAAUUUAAAAUAAAAACUUAAAAAAACAAACCCUGACAGACAUAUUGAAAUGAUAACAAAAAAUGAAUAAAGAAAAGGAUUGUUCAGUGUA